ACUGACAGCACUUUGGAAAGUCACCGACGUCUUCAGAGUUGGAUUAAAUGCCGUUUCCGUGCGCUCGUUUCCCCGCAGCGGAGAGAAUUUCGGCGGUUGUAUGUGUGACAUGAGGCAACGGCGUGGUUUAUAGACAGUCGCUGAGGAGAGAGAGAGAGUCCAUACCCGCCUCCCCUCACGCCUUUCAUACAGGUCCAGCUGGCCAAUGCCGGCCCCGUCGUACACGUCUGGCGGCGGCAGCAGCAGUAGCGUGUGUGAGACCACGGUCCCCGGUGCCUAGCCCAUGUGCAGCGCAUGAUGCCGUCGUCUGCGCGGAAAGGGGCGCUGAAGGACCCCGAGCUGGCCGACCUCUUCUUCAAAGACGAUCCCGAGGACGUGUUCUGCGACCUGCACGAGAUCGGCCAUGGCAGCUUCGGGGCCGUCUACUUUGCACGUAACUCCUACUCCAAUGAAGUGGUGGCCAUCAAGAAGAUGUCCUACAAUGGCAAACAGACCACUGAAAAGUGGCAGGACAUCAUUAAGGAGGUCAAGUUUCUGGAACAGCUGCGACACCCAAACACCAUUGAAUACAAAGGCUGCUACUUAAAGGACAACACUGCCUGGCUGGUGAUGGAGUACUGUCUAGGCUCUGCAUCAGACCUACUGGAGGUUCACAAGAAACCGCUCCAAGAGGUGGAAAUCGCUGCCAUUACCCAUGGUGCCUUGUUAGGACUGGCUUACUUACAUUCCCACAAUAUGAUUCACAGAGAUGUGAAGGCUGGUAACAUCCUGCUGACCGAGCUGGGCCAGGUCAAACUGGCCGACUUUGGCUCUGCCUCCAUCGCCUCACCAGCCAACUCCUUCGUGGGAACACCUUACUGGAUGGCCCCUGAAGUGAUCCUAGCAAUGGACGAGGGUCAGUAUGAGGGGAAGGUAGACAUCUGGUCCUUGGGGAUUACCUGCAUAGAACUGGCGGAGCGCAAGCCGCCACUGUUCAACAUGAACGCCAUGAGUGCCUUAUAUCACAUCGCCCAGAACGACUCCCCCACGCUGCAGUCCAACGAAUGGUCUGAUCCCUUCAGGAGCUUCGUUGACUACUGCCUACUGAAAAUCCCUCAGGACAGACCCUCAUCAGGGGAGCUGCUGCGACAUGACUUUGUGCGUCGGGAGCGCUCGGCACGGGUGCUCACCGACCUAAUCCAGAGGACGAAAGAUGCGGUGCGCGAGCUGGACAACCUGCAGUACCGCAAGAUGAAGAAGAUCCUCUACCAGGAGAAACACAACGGUCCUCUGGGAGAAAGCCAGGAGGAGGAGGAGGACAGCGAGGCAGCCAACUGUAAGAUGAACAGCCUAGGCAGCAACCACUCCAUCCCCAGCACCUCGGUCAGCACCGGCAGCCAGAGCAGCAGCAUCAACAGCAUGCAGGAGGUGCUGGAUGACAGCUGCUCCGACAUGACCAUGAUGCACCACCAGGACUACGACAGCACGCUGGACUCCUCCCCGCACACCAAGAAGGACCACCAGUACAACUGGGAUGAUGGGAUCCACAGGGACCACCGGCCGGAGCUGAGGUCGGCUUCCUCAGACAGGAGCAGCCAGGUCCACAACUUCAAGAACCAAGGACGCUUCGCCACCAUCAAGUCGGCAUCGCUGGUGACGAAGCAGAUCCACGAGCAUGAGCAGGAGAGCGAGCUGCGCGAGCAGAUGUCGGGCUACAAGCGCAUGCGGCGGCAGCACCAGAAGCAGCUGAUCGCCCUGGAGAACAAGCUGAAGGCCGAGAUGGACGAGCACCGGCUGAAGCUCCAGAAGGAGGUGGAAACGCAGGCCAACAACGCCUACAUCGAGCUGGAGAAGCUGGCCAAGCGCCACGCCGUGCACACAGAGAAGGAGAUGAAGACGGCGCUGGCGGAUGAGAAGAAGUUUCAGCAGCAGAUAGUGGCCCAGCAGAAGAAGGAGCUGACUACCUUCUUGGAUAAUCAGAAGCGGCAGUACAAGCUCUGCAAGGAGAAGAUUAAGGAGGAGAUGAAUGAGGACCACAGCACACCCAAGAAGGAGAAGCAGGAGCGUUUGUCUAAGCACAAGGAGAACAUGCAGCACUCCCAGGCAGAGGAGGAGGCCCACCUCCUGGGCCAGCAGAGGGUCUUCUAUGACCGGAACUGCCGCACCUUCAAACGCAAGAUCAUGAUCAAGAGGCACGAGUUUGAGCAGGAGCAGCUCCGAGAGGAGCUGAACAAGAAGAAGACUCAGAAGGAGAUGGAACAUGCCAUGCUGAUCCGUCACGACGAGUCCACCCAGGAGCUGGAGCAUCGGCAGCUCAAGACCCUGCAGAAGCUCCGCAUGGACCUCAUUCGGCUGCAGCACCAGACGGAGCUGGAGAACCAGAUCGAGUACAACAACCGCCGGGAGCGUGAGCUUCACCGCAAGCAUGUCCUCGAGCUGCGGCAGCAGCCCAAGAACCUCAAGGCCCUGGAGCUGCAGAUCAAGAAGCAGUUUCAGGACACGUGUAAGGUACAGACCAAGCAGUACAAGGCCCUUCGCCACCACCAGAUGGAGGUGACGCCCAAGUCAGAGCACAAGACCGUGCUGAAGGCCCUGAAGGAGGAGCAGACGCGCAAGCUGGCCAUCCUCGCCGAGCAGUACGAGCAGAGCAUCAACGAGAUGAUGGCCUCGCAGGCGCUGCGGCUGGAUGAGGCCCAGGAAGCAGAGUGCCAGGCCCUGAGGCAGCAGCUUCAGCAGGAGAUGGAGCUGCUCAACGCCUACCAGAGCAAGAUUAAGAUGCAGACCGAGGCGCAGCAUGAGCGCGAGCAGCAGAAGCUGGAGCAGAAGGUGUCGCUACGCCGGGCUCACCUGGAACAGAAGAUCGAGGAGGAGCUGCUCUCCCUUCAGAAGGAGCGGACCGACCGCAUCAAGCACCUGCUGGAGCGGCAGGAGCGGGAGUGCGACACCUUCGACAUGGAGAGUAUCCGGCUGGGCUUCAGCAACCUGGGGGUCCUGGACUACCCCAAGGACGACUACAGAUGAGGGGCAGCUGCUUGGCCGCCAUCUCCCGUAGUCUUCCCCCCUUCACCCCACCACCAGGCAUCCCUGUCUGCCUCAAAAGCAACCCCUUGUCCCCCUCCCCUUCGCCUGGACCGACCCGAUUGUGCGGGUUGUUUAGCUACUGAUGUCGUCAACGUGAGACACACAGACCCACGUAUGAACCCCCCCCCCCCCCCCAGAUUCUUGCCCGGUGGCUUUUAUGCCGCAUGGUGGGAGGGGGCAGUGAGAACUGACUGACUAGUUUCUAGGACCCCCCACUCCACCCGAACGCUCCUCCUCUUCCUCCCUUCCCCACUUGCGGCGUCACGAGAUGACAAGAAACAGAUGCUGGAGAACAUCCUGUAGUCGUCUUUUUGUAAGAAUAACGAUAAUCAUGUCAGUGUUCUUUGUUCAUUGUGCAAUGAUGACAUUUUAGGUGUGGCUAAAAGUGGAGAACUAGAGACAAGGAAGGAGAGGAGGAAAACAAACAGGGCGGUGGGACGAGCAAAUUUUUUUGGCUUUUGGCAAAAACCACAGAAGCCCAAACAGAUGCAAGACGACAGGUAGAAAAAAAAAUCGGUACUACCGAUCCUUCUGCAGCCGCUCUCUCGACCCUUUCUGAUACUUUACUCAUCGGAAAGAUUUUUUUUUUUUAAAGACAAAUUUUAAUAAUUUGAUACUUUGAAAGGAAAAGAAAAUUUCACAUUGUACAUACAGGUACACUUCUAACAAAUGUGACUCCUUUGAAUGAAUUUGAUUAACUGACUUGGGGCACCGUGUGUGUGCGCGCGCGUGUGUGUGUGUGUGUGUGUGCGUGUGUGUGUGCGUGGGGGAGGGGGGUCAGUGAUGUAUCAUGGUACUUGUAUGUGUAUCGUACUGAUUUCUCUGCACCUGCAGCCAAUGUGAAUAAUACCACAUGUGAACUUUAUCUCCCAGCUAGCACAAAGGGCUUCAUGGGGGGAGGGGGAGGGGGCGUGGGGACUUGUGUAUUUUGUGUAAAGAGGGAUUUAUGGAGAGCUUUUACUUAUUUUCGUAUCGUAUUUUAACCGUUACUCAAAUCGCAAAUUUUUUAAAAUAAACUAAAUUUUUUCCCUCCCCCCUCCUCGCAUAGUAUUUGGAGUUCAGUAAUUUGUAAACGGGAUCUAUCUUUGAAUUUCUGAUUAUUAUUAUUUUUUAUUUUAUUUUAUUUUUUUCUUGCUUUAACCACAAUUCUCAAGCUGUGUAUUUUCUCAUCAACCGGAACAGUAUGAUGCUUUAUUAUUGCAUGCACUUUAAUUUCUUUUCCAGGUUAAAAGAAAGCAUGAAUACGUCAGAGCUUUUAAUUAUAUUUGUAAAUAAAGUGCUCAUCACACAAA
Messenger RNA from Lampris incognitus (smalleye Pacific opah), 4352 nucleotides. RefSeq names its product TAO kinase 3a (gene taok3a). Gene Ontology annotation, molecular function: protein kinase activity; ATP binding. The transcript is spliced from 21 exons. NCBI's taxonomy places the organism in Eukaryota, Metazoa, Chordata, Actinopteri, Lampriformes, Lampridae. The record is from RefSeq and is a predicted model, not a curated record. Gene Ontology annotation, biological process: execution phase of apoptosis; protein phosphorylation. The coding region runs from base 295 to 3000 and encodes 901 amino acids.